Molecule: messenger RNA, 914 nt
Organism: Cryptomeria japonica (Japanese cedar)
Lineage: Eukaryota; Viridiplantae; Streptophyta; Pinopsida; Cupressales; Cupressaceae
Product: aquaporin TIP2-1
Exons: 3
Coding region: 48-800 (250 amino acids)
Biological process (GO): transmembrane transport; water transport
Cellular component (GO): membrane
Molecular function (GO): water channel activity
Source: RefSeq, a predicted model, not a curated record
CACAUUUCACUGACAAUCUUGCAAUACUAUAGCAUUAAAGAGUACACAUGGCAUUGGGCAUAGAUUUCGGUAGCCUUGACGAUGCGUUAAAGUUCGAGUCUUUGAAGAAAUAUGUUGCAGAGUUUAUCUCCACUCUGCUCUUCGUCUAUGCUGGCGUGGGGUCGGCCAUGGCUUACGAUAAAUUGACGUCGGACGCGGCGCUAAGCCCGGCGGGUCUGACAGCAGUUGCAGUGGCUCAUGCGUUGGCACUCUUCGUGACCGUCUCCAUCGCUGCCAACAUCUCCGGCGGCCACGUCAACCCAGCUGUCACUUUCGGACUCGCCUUGGGCGGCCACAUCACCGUGUUCCAUGGCGUCUUCUACUGGAUUGCUCAGCUUCUGGGCUCCACCGUGGCCUGCCUCCUCUUAAAAUUGACUACUGGCGGUCUGGCGAUUCCGAUCCACAGUGUGGCAUCUGGCAUUAGCUUAGGAGAGGGAGUGGUAAUGGAGAUUGUGAUAACAUUUGGACUGGUGUAUACUGUUUAUGCCACGGCUGCAGAUCCGAGGAAGGGUGAUGUGGGGAUCGUUGCACCCAUUGCAAUUGGGUUCAUCGUGGGAGCCAACAUCUUGGCCGCCGGACCCUUUUCCGGCGGGUCCAUGAACCCUGCUCGUUCUUUUGGCCCGGCUUUGGUGAGCUUUGAUUGGAAGGACCACUGGGUUUACUGGGUGGGUCCUCUUGUUGGAGGAGGACUUGCUGGUAUUGUCUAUGGAGGCAUCUUCAUUGAGCCUUAUUCACACGUUCCCAUUGCCACUGAAUGCUAAGUUUGCUUGGAUAACGUUUUCCUUUUCUGUUCUGUACCAUUGGUGAAUGCAUAAAAUAAUGUACAACAUUUUGGCUAGCUGAUGCUGAAUUCUGAAAUUGGUGGCUUUGUAUUA